This is a messenger RNA of Cinara cedri, 233 nucleotides long. NCBI's taxonomy places the organism in Eukaryota, Metazoa, Arthropoda, Insecta, Hemiptera, Aphididae. The record is from the annotation of a GenBank genome assembly.
AUGGACGCAAUGGGCUACAUGAGUACUUUUUUGUCGAUCGUUCAAAAGUCUAUGGACAUAGAUUUCGAAUUCCAAUCAGCUAAAUCUAUGUACUCGCAGUACUGUCAGGAAAAUAUAUUUGAUGUGAAAUCUGCUAUAAAGCCCAUGAGCGUAGUUGAAGACAAGCAAAUAAAUACAGAGGCCGGUUCUACAAGUGUAAGCAUUGGUUCAAGUUUACUUGAAAAUACUUCAAC